AUGGUUCUCGAAGCAAUCAAGUACAGCCGCGGCAAGUUGGACAUCUUGGACCAGCUCCAGCUGCCUCACACCGAAGUCUACGAUGAGGUCAAGUCUGCUCAGGAUGCAUGGCAUGCCAUCAAGGAAAUGAGGACUCGUGGCGCCCCAGCCAUUGCCAUUGUUGCCGCCUUGGGUCUGGCUGUCGAACUCGAACUCAUCGCAGGCAAGAAUGAGCUGUCCAAAUUUGCCGAAGAGGUCGAGGUCUUCAUCAAGGAGAAGCUCGAGUACCUGGUUACUAGUAGACCCACCGCUGUGAAUUUGGCAGAUGCUGCCAGAAAGCUGGAGAAGAUUGUUCAAACUGCCGCCAAAGAACAAAAUGCCUCUGGAAACUCUGUCAAGAAUGCGUAUAUCAAGGCCGCAGAGCAAAUGCUCGUUGACGAUGUCUCGGACAACAAGGCAAUCGGUGAGCACGGCGCCGACUGGAUUCUCAAGAACGCUGCUGGAGGCAAGGAUCAAGUCAGCAUCUUGACCCAUUGCAACACUGGAUCUCUGGCAACUGCGGGCUACGGUACAGCACUUGGAGUCAUUCGUUCCGUUCACGCUAGAGGAUCGCUCAAGAGAGCAUUCUGCAGCGAAACUAGACCUUACAACCAGGGGUCACGUUUGACCGCUUUCGAGCUGGUGCACGACAAGAUCCCCGCCACUUUGGUGACCGACUCGAUGGCUGCUGCAUUGCUCCGUCUCAAGGGGCCUACAGAGAACAUCGCAGCGAUUGUGGUGGGAGCCGACCGUGUAGCAGCCAACGGAGACACUGCCAACAAAAUCGGCACGUACUCGCUGGCAAUCUUGGCCAAGCACCACGGAGUCAAGUUCCUGGUCGCAGCACCUCGCACGACCAUCGACCUCGAGACCAAGUCUGGAGCAGACAUUGUGAUCGAGGAGAGAGCAGGCAAAGAGAUGACGAUGAUCAAGGGCCCUUGCUUCAAGGGAGCAUCUCUAGAUCUCGAGCAGAUUGAGACGGUCAGCAUUGCUGCCAACGGAAUCGAUGUGUGGAACCCUGCUUUCGAUGUGACACCAGCAGAGCUGAUAGACGGAGUUGUGACCGAGAAGGGAGUGGUGGAGAAGGGAUCAGAUGGAGUGUUCCAUUUCGAGGAUAUCUUUGCGGCUUCUGGCUCUGAGGUGAAGCCCACAACUGUCGGAGGCCUUUGA
Aureobasidium namibiae CBS 147.97 is the source of this 1188-nucleotide messenger RNA. Its product is annotated as Methylthioribose-1-phosphate isomerase. Lineage: Eukaryota; Fungi; Ascomycota; Dothideomycetes; Dothideales; Saccotheciaceae. Bases 1 to 1188 code for a protein of 395 amino acids. Gene Ontology annotation, molecular function: S-methyl-5-thioribose-1-phosphate isomerase activity. The transcript has 2 exons. The record is from RefSeq and is a predicted model, not a curated record.